GUUGAUCUGAACCACAUGCACUUCUUUUCUGAUCCCUUGUAUCCAAUUCUCAAACUCAAUAUAAAGCUAUACAACAGAAAUACUACCAUCUACUAGUCUCAAAUUCCUCAUCAAAAUGAAACAUUUUUUGCCCAUGUUACCUGCGUUUUGGUCUAUAUAUGCGCACUUGUUUUCUCUUUUUAUUAUAAAUUCUCUAUGGCUUGGCCCAAUCAUAACUGUCUUGCCAUCAGGAAAUGAGAGUGAUCAUUUGGUACUACUCAAAUUCAAGGAAUCCAUAUCCACCGACCCAUAUGGAAUCUUUCUCUCGUGGAAUACUUCCAAUCAUUUUUGUAACUGGCAUGGAAUCACAUGUAAUACCAUGCUUCAAAGAGUUAUAGAAUUGAACUUGGAUGGAUACAAUUUGAAGGGAUUCAUAUCACCUCACAUAGGCAAUCUCUCUUAUAUGAGAAACUUCAGCCUCGCAGACAACAAUAUCUACGGCAAAAUCCCACAAGAAUUGGGACGGUUGUCACAUCUGCAACAACUCAAUCUCAGAAAUAACUCAUUGGCAGGAAACAUUCCUACAAACUUGACUGGUUGUACUGAACUCAAAACCUUAAACUUGAGGCAGAACAAUUUGGUUGGAAAAAUACCGAUUGAAAUUGGCUCGUUAUUUCGGAAGCUUCAAGUUUUGACUGUUGCUAAAAACCAGUUAAGAGGAAGAAUCCCAUCCUGCAUUGCUUUUAACAUGUUGGAUGGUGAGGUGCCAACGGAAGGUGUCUUUCGAAAUGCAAGAGGGUUAGUGGUGACUGGAAAUAGUAAGCUUUGUGGAGGUGUUUCAGAACUGCAUCUACCGCCUUGCCUUGUCAAAGGUAAAAAACUUGCAAAACAUCACAAGUUAAGAUUGAUAGCAGUGAUAGUUAGUGUGAUUGCGUGUCUUCUCAUAAUAUCAAUUAUUCUAACUAUCUACUGGAUGAGGAAACGGAGUAAGGAACCAUCUUUGGAUUCACCAACAAUUGACCAAUUGGCUAAAGUUUCAUACCAAAGCCUACAUAAUGCAACUGAUGGAUUCUCAAAUGCAAACUUGAUAGGAUCUGGGAAUUUUAGUUUUGUCUACAGAGCAACUCUUGAGUUUGAAGACAAAAUUGUUGCCAUAAAGGUCCUAAACCUUCAAAAAAAAGGAGCACACAAGAGUUUCAUUGCUGAAUGCAAUGCACUUAAAAAUAUUAAACAUCGAAAUCUAGUACAAAUUUUGACAUGUUGUUCCAGCACAGAUUACAAAGGUCAAGAAUUUAAAGCUCUAAUUUUUGAGUACAUGAGCAAUGGAAGCUUAGAGAAAUGGUUGCAUCCUAUGACAGUAAAUGCAAAGCAUCCUAUAACCUUGAAUCUUCUUCAAAGAUUAAACAUCGUGAUUGAUGUUGCUUCUGCAUUACAUUAUUUGCAUCAUGAAUGUGAGCAAUCAAUCAUUCAUUGUGAUUUAAAGCCAAGCAAUGUUCUACUUGAUGAUGACAUGAUUGCUCAUGUGAGUGAUUUUGGCAUAGCAAGACUUCUCUCAACAAUCAAUGGUUCUACUUUUAAGCAAACAAGUACAAUUGGAGUAAAGGGGACCGUUGGUUAUGCUCCUCCGGAACUUGGUGUUCUUCGUGUACUCAAUGCUCUUGUUGGAGAAGGAAAAUUUGGAUGA
This is a messenger RNA of Cajanus cajan (pigeon pea), 1663 nucleotides long. NCBI's taxonomy places the organism in Eukaryota, Viridiplantae, Streptophyta, Magnoliopsida, Fabales, Fabaceae. The record is from RefSeq and is a predicted model, not a curated record.